Molecule: messenger RNA, 1159 nt
Organism: Mus musculus (house mouse)
Lineage: Eukaryota; Metazoa; Chordata; Mammalia; Rodentia; Muridae
Gene: Or6z7
Product: olfactory receptor family 6 subfamily Z member 7
Exons: 3
Coding region: 221-1159 (312 amino acids)
Biological process (GO): G protein-coupled receptor signaling pathway; detection of chemical stimulus involved in sensory perception of smell
Cellular component (GO): membrane; plasma membrane
Molecular function (GO): olfactory receptor activity; G protein-coupled receptor activity
Source: RefSeq, a predicted model, not a curated record
UAAUCCACAGGGACAAGGGAAUCCUCCCAGGUCUAGAGCUGGUUUAAGCUCGUGCCUUUGCCUUCUCUCACAGUAUAAUCAACUCAGUGACUGGGACAUUCCAGGACAGUAACACAGCCCAUCCUUAGAGCCAGCUGGUUCCAUCUGGCCACCACCAGAGCCUACUCUACAUUCAACAUCAGCAAGAAAGGAUUUGUACUCAUCUGCCUUCAACCAGCAGAUGGAGAGGUCCCUGGCGUUGGCCAACAUGACCAGGGUUCAGCAGUUCAUCUUGCUGGGAUUGUCCACUAGGCUGGACAUAAGGGAUGCCCUAUUUGCUGUCUUCCUGACUCUCUACCUGCUGACCCUCCUGGAGAACACACUCAUCAUCUACCUCAUCUGCAGUCACAAAGAGCUCCACAAGCCCAUGUACUUCUUCUUGGGCAACCUCAGCUGCCUGGAGAUGUGCUAUGUGUCAGUCACCAUGCCCACCUUACUCAUGGGGCUAUGGAAUGGACUCUACCAUAUUCCCUUCAUAGCUUGUAUGACCCAACUCUUCUUCUUCAUUGUCCUUGUGGGCACAGAGUGCAUUCUUUUGGCAUCCAUGGCGUAUGAUCGCUAUGUGGCCAUCUGCCGCCCACUACACUACCCAGUACUCAUGAGGCCCCAGGUCUGCCUGGGCUUGGCUAUGAUUUCAUGGCUAGGUGGGCUAUUGGUUUCUAUGAUCAAGACAACAUGCAUUGCCACCCUGUCCUACUGUGGCCCCAAUGUCCUCAACCAUUUUUUCUGUGAUGUUUCCCCAUUACUCAACCUGUCAUGUACCCAUGUGGCCCUCACAGAGCUGGUAGACUUCAUCUCAGCCAUUGUCAUCCUUUGGGGUUGCUUCCUCACGACUAUGGCCUCCUAUGUGGCUAUUGGCAGGGCAGUUCUGCGCAUGCCUUCUACCACUGCCCGCUACAAGGCCUUCUCUACCUGUGCCUCCCACCUGGUCGUGGUGGGCAUCUUCUACUCAGUCACUAUCUUCAUCUAUGCCCGCCCCAAACGCAUAGAAGCCAUGGAUCUCAACAAGGUGCUGUCUGUCAUCUAUACAGUGGUCACCCCCAUGUGCAACCCAGUUAUCUACUGUCUGCGGAACAAGGAGGUCCAAGUAGCUCUUCACAGAACCAUGCACUGGUCCUGA